Messenger RNA from Symbiodinium sp. CCMP2456, 429 nucleotides. NCBI's taxonomy places the organism in Eukaryota, Dinophyceae, Suessiales, Symbiodiniaceae. The record is from the annotation of a GenBank genome assembly.
GUUGAGAAGGCCUUGAAGAUCAAGGGUCACAAGGACCAACAGCGUAACCGUGGCUUCGACAUCGCCCAGUGUGUCGCCGAUGUCACGAACGCGGCUUCCUACAUCGUCCGGGCUAUCCUUCAGAUCCGCAGCGCAGCGAGCGCCUGUCCAGAACCAAAGGCCUGCGCAAUCAACAUCAUGAAUAUCAUCUCGUCCUUCGCCUGGAUCUCGCAGUUCACGGCCCUGGCGGUCUCGGACUGCCAGGUGGCUGCCGACCAGAAGGCGCUAUGCACGGCCGACAUCUCCGACAUGGUGGCCGCUCUGACCAAUGGCCCAGCAGCCGGAAUUGCUUCGACCUCGGAUUGCGCUGAUCUUCCUGCUCCUCCAACACCGCCUCCGCCGCCUCCCCUGGAGAUGCACUUGCCCCUGGACUGGACUAGGGGUAUCUAG